This is a messenger RNA of Guillardia theta CCMP2712, 528 nucleotides long. Its product is annotated as cyclophilin type peptidyl-prolyl cis-trans isomerase. The record is from RefSeq and is a predicted model, not a curated record. The transcript has 3 exons. Bases 1 to 528 code for a protein of 175 amino acids. Gene Ontology annotation, biological process: protein peptidyl-prolyl isomerization; protein folding. NCBI's taxonomy places the organism in Eukaryota, Cryptophyceae, Pyrenomonadales, Geminigeraceae. Gene Ontology annotation, molecular function: peptidyl-prolyl cis-trans isomerase activity.
AUGGGCAAGAACCCCGUCGUGUUCUUCGACAUCAAGAUCGGACUCCUUCCGGCCGGAAGGAUCCAAAUGGAGCUUUACAUGGAUGUAGUCCCGAAGACCGCCACCAACUUCCUCAAGUUGUGCACGGGCGAGAUGGGGCAGGGAGCAAGCGGGAAGCCUCUGCAUUUCAAAGGAUGCAAAUUCCACAGGAUCAUCUCCGGGUUCAUGGCGCAGGGAGGAGAUUUCACUCGCGGGGACGGUACCGGGGGCGAGAGCAUCUACGGGGCGAAGUUCCCGGACGAGAACUUUGUGUCCAAGCAUGACCGGCCCGGUCUGCUGAGCAUGGCAAACUCCGGGCCCAACACCAACGGCUCGCAAUUCUUCAUCACCUUCCAGCCGACCCCUCACCUGAACGGCAAGCAUGUGGUGUUCGGACGGGUGAUUGCGGGGAUGGAGGUGGUUCGAGAGAUGGAGAAAGUGCAAACUGGAAGAGGAAACACGAUUCAAAGGAGAGCAAAGCAGAGAAAAAGAGACUCGUCACGAGUCUGA